Messenger RNA from Rhinolophus ferrumequinum (greater horseshoe bat), 4036 nucleotides. Its product is annotated as deleted in malignant brain tumors 1 protein-like. The record is from RefSeq and is a predicted model, not a curated record. Gene Ontology annotation, molecular function: oxidoreductase activity. NCBI's taxonomy places the organism in Eukaryota, Metazoa, Chordata, Mammalia, Chiroptera, Rhinolophidae.
GGUCGUGGUUGGGGCUGGACGCGACUAGGAGAAUGCCAGGGCUUGAAACUCCAACGUUAGGCAACCUGGACCGCUAACGAGUAGUGAGUGCUUGAGCAAGGCACUUCUCUCUGAGCCCCAGUGUCCCUAGCUUAAUAACAAGGCUAGAAACGCCUAAACUAGGGCACCUGUACCGCGCCGGCACGCAGUGGGUGCCUAGUAAGUUUCCUUCUCUCUCCGUCGGGCACUUUUACCGUGCCCCUUCCCUGAGCCUGAGAGUGACCGGGUCCUCCACACCCGCGCCGCACCCGACCGCUCGUAGUGCAAGCCUCUUCCCCAGCGCCGAAAGCUGGCAAGGGAACGGGGCCUGGGCCCAUAACCGCACAGAACCAGGCUACCUCCCAGGCUGCCCAAGUUCAUGGCCAAUGGAUGAGAGGGAGGAGGAUGACGAUGAGGAAGCCUGGUUGCAGCUUCGGCCGGUGGAGCCCUUGCCCUCCCAGUGCUGCGGCAGUGGCUGCUCACCCUGUGUGUUCGACCUCUAUCACCGAGACCUGGCAAGAUGGGAGGCAGCCCGAGCCAGCAAAGACAGAGGCCUGCUGAAAGGGAAGGAGUCCCAGAGCUGCCCCUCCGAGCUGAACCCAGAGACCUUCCUGGCCUUCCGCAUCAGUGCCGUGGACAGACUCACUAAGGACACCUAUCGUGUCCAGUUUGCGCUGCCCGGGAACAGCCAGCUCAGCCUGCGGCCUGGCCAGCACCUCAUCCUACGAGGGAUAGUAGAUGACUUAGAAAUUCAGAGAGCCUAUACGCCCAUCAGCCCUGCCAACACCAAAGGAUACUUUGAAGUUUUAAUCAAGUGCUACCAGACAGGGCUGAUGUCCCGGUGUGUCGAGUCCUGGAAAGCAGGGGACACAGCUUUCUGGCGAGGACCUUUCGGAGGCUUCUUCUACAAACCCAACCAGUACGGCGAGCUCCUCAUGCUGGCUGCGGGCACCGGCCUGGCCCCCAUGGUGCCCAUCCUGCACAGCAUCACAGACAAUGCGGACGACGAGACCUUCGUCACUCUGGUCUGCUGCUUCAAGACCUUUGAGGACAUCUACCUGAAAACCUUCCUCCAGGAGCAGGCCCGUUUCUGGAACGUCCGGACCUUCUUUGUACUCAGCCAGGAGAACUCCCUGGAGCAGCUUCCCUGGAGUUACCGGGAGAAGAUCCGCUUUGGCCGCCUGGCCCAGGACCUGAUUGAAGAGCUGGUCAGCUCCUGUCGGAGAAAGCCGUUUGCGUUGGUCUGUGGCUCGGCCGAGUUUACCGAGGACAUGGCCAGGUGGCUUGCUACGUGCUGCCUGACCGAGGAUUCCUACCUUUCCUCUUCUAGGGCUGGCCUCCCGUGCAAAGCCCAGGCCAGGGGCCUUGCCAUGGGGACACAGGAAAGAGCACAGGCGGCAUCAGAAGUCGUGACCACCACUCAUUUCCCAGGUGUCAAAUGUGGAGGUGUGCUCUCAGCACCUUCUGGAAACUUCUCCAGCCCCAACUUCCCCAGGCUCUACCCGUACAACACAGAGUGUAGCUGGCUGAUUGUGGUGGCCGAGGGCUCGUCUGUGGUGCUCACCUUCCAUACCUUUGACCUGGAAUACCAUGACACCUGUGGCUUCGACUUCCUGGAGAUCUACAACGGGGUGUCAGGAGACAGGGGCAACCUGCUGGGGCGGUUCUGCGGCCAGGUGCCCCCUCCACCCUUCACCUCCUCCUGGCACGUCAUGUCUGUCGUCUUCCACUCAGACAAGCACGUGGCGAGCCGCGGCUUUUCUGCAGGCUACCAAAAAGAUGUGUGUGGUGGUGUCCUGACGGGCCUGUCGGGGGUCCUCACCAGUCCCGAGUACCCCAACAACUACCCCAACAACGUGGAGUGCCGCUGGGUGAUCCAGGCCGUGGGCCCCGCCGCCGUCAAGCUGGCUUUCACAGACUUCCAGGUGGAGGCCAGUGAGGCGUGCACCUACGACUACGUGGCCGUGCUUGGGGGCCGUGGCCCUGCCCGUGGGCAGCACUACUGUGGCAGCACCAGGCCUCCCACCCUGGUGUCCCGGGGCCGCGAGCUGCAGGUGGUCUUCAAGUCUGACUUCAAUAUUGGAGGCCGGGGCUUCAAGGCCUACUACUUCUCAGGGGAAUGCCAGGACGUGUACACAGCUGUGCGGGGCAACUUCUCCAGCCCACAGUACCCCAGCUCCUACCCCAACAAUAUCCGAUGCCACUGGACCAUCCGCCUUCCUCCUGGCUACCGGGUCAAGGUGUUCUUCCUGGACCUGGAGCUGGAAGGGCCCAACAGCCUGACCAAGACCUGUGAUUUCGACCAUCUGGCAGCCUUUGAUGGGGCCAGCGAGGAGGCGCCCCUGCUGGGGAAUUGGUGUGGCCACCACUUGCCACCACCGGUCACCUCAAGCCACAACCAGCUCCUGCUCCUGCUGCACACGGACCGAAGCACCACCUACAGGGGCUUCUCUGUGGCUUACAUUGGAGUUGUACCCAUGAACGUGAGCUGCUCCCGCACGGACUUCCAGAUCCUGAUGUCCACACAGGCACUGGCCCCGCUGGGGCGGACCCAUGUCUACCUGGGCAGCAGGCGUUGUGCUGCCCAGGAGGUCGGCAGCAUCUUUCGGAUCCAGGCCCGUUUUGACACCUGUGGCACUGAAUCUCAGAGAAGGAACAACACUUCGGUGAUUGUCAGCGUGCUGUACAUCGACUUCUCGGCUGGCGGGCAGGAGGACAUCCAUGAGUACGAGGUCCGCUGUGAGCCACGGCUCAAGGAGGCUUCUGUGCACCUGCUGUCCGGCUCCGACUGGCUUGGGCCCUACGCUGCCACGGCCGAGCACCUGCAGGAAGCACCACCCGGGGACGAGGCGGACGCGCUGGAGGGCCCUGUGGUCACGGUAGCCCAGGACACCAGUGACAUUGUCUUCCUGGGCCUUUGCGUCCUGGCCGGAGCCCUUAUGGUCACUGCCAUCGUGGUCCUGAUGCUGCUGUGAGCAGGAGCAGGCAGGGCAGGGACCUGGCAUCUGGCAUCCCUGGGCGGCAGCUGGGACUCUAUAACGGGCAGGACCAGGCCUUGUUGAUUUGUUGGUGACCGUGGGCGAGUCGUUUUCCCUUGCUGAGCCUCAGCUUCCUAGGGACCGUCACUCUGCGUAUCUCACAGGGCUGGUGUGAGGCUCAAAGAGCAUGAAUGGUUAAGAGCUUUGUAAACCUUAGCAUGCCAUAUAUGUGUAUGCAAUUGUUAUUAAUUUUAAAGAUAUAAAAGAACUGUGUGUGUUACUGUCACUCGUGACAGAGUGGAUAAACCUGACUCGUCUAACUUGUAACAGUGCUUCUCCAGCUCAGGUACAAAUAAGGGCACCUCUUAUUCUUCCAACUUAUUGCUCAUCCCGAGCCUUCAGUAGCAGGAAGCUGAGUAUCCAUCCAGGAGCCUCCAUUUUCCUGAAUUGACCCAAGAGCCCUGAGGACUUCGUUUGACGCAGCCCAGUGCUGCCCCCAAACUCCGGAACAGAGAAAGGGAGUGCUGUGGUUUCAGGCCUCGCCACAUGGCGUCGCUGUUGAAGACUGGUCGUGUGCAUCCUGGUGCCCGCCCGUCCGCCCAGGUGGCGAUGCCCUGCUGGGUCAGACCCUGUAUAAGCCAUAGGCAGACCCACACUGUGCUCGGUCGUGAGGCUGGAGGCAGAGGACUGGUGUCUCUUUCAGGUUGGAGUUUUUCCUGAAAUAUCUUUUGAUCCUUGACUGAAAAGCUGAUUGAAGUCCCAUGUGUUUCUGUCCUCCUUACCGCUGAUGUUGAACUUAGACCAGCAGCGCACCCUUCCCCUUCAGACGGGUUCUCUAUGGAGCCCUCUGGACCUUGUCCGGCCAUUGAGUUUCACUCAGAGCUACUCGAGUCCACCCCCAUGUUUCUAGAUUCCCAUCACAGGGGACGGGCUGGGUUCCCAGUGCUGCCCUGUGAGAAGACCUCUGGCAUCGUUCUGCGAUUGGUCCAUCCCUCCCAAAACCCCUACAUACCAAGAAGUGGAGCAAUGUUGUUAGUGAA